CUCGAAUCCGUGACGAUGUCGGCAAGCUCCAAUGCGCGCUUCACAUUCCUGUCCAAGAUGCACUAGAACUGCAGGCACUGCAUGCGAAGAUAUGCUUACUUUAGGACAUGCUCUCGAGAGGCGUGGAGCAUGACAUGCAGUCGCGGUAUAUGCUCUGUGACGUAUAUCUGCCAAACGGGCUUGGGCAUUGGGCACUUAACUUUAAAUUCCCCUAAUAAUUGCCAGGUCGGCGAAACUGGCGCGGCACAAUGGCGCAGUAUUGCCAACAACACUAAGGAGGCAUAAGAAAGACACUGGAGGCUCGAGAAUGGUCAAGGAACGCGCUAUUAUUAGAUGGCGGGGGAAUCAACGAAGUCGGUUCCGUUUUAGUUACUGCGCUCGGGAGGUCGGGUGUUACACGUCGAGAAGUACUGUGAAGGAAAACCAAAAAGGAAGUCAAAGAAAUGCAAGAAGGCUGCUAGUGACCAUAGAACGGGUCCACUGGUAAACGUCUAGACACUGGGGGUUAAUCGAGACUUGGCUGGCGCAUUUGUAAAUUGCACAAAGACGAAAUGUAAAUGAGGAAUGCACGCAGUCCAUACACACUAAUUUGAGGUCUUGGGUGGUCGUCCAAUAUUCCAAAAACAACCUGAUGCUUCUUGCUAAUAGUACAAA
Suillus subaureus is the source of this 654-nucleotide messenger RNA. RefSeq lists its product as uncharacterized. Lineage: Eukaryota; Fungi; Basidiomycota; Agaricomycetes; Boletales; Suillaceae. The coding region runs from base 82 to 285 and encodes 67 amino acids. The transcript has 2 exons. The record is from RefSeq and is a predicted model, not a curated record.